This is a messenger RNA of Lolium rigidum, 1941 nucleotides long. Its product is annotated as L-type lectin-domain containing receptor kinase IX.2-like. Lineage: Eukaryota; Viridiplantae; Streptophyta; Magnoliopsida; Poales; Poaceae. The record is from RefSeq and is a predicted model, not a curated record. Gene Ontology annotation, molecular function: ATP binding; carbohydrate binding; protein kinase activity. Gene Ontology annotation, biological process: protein phosphorylation. Gene Ontology annotation, cellular component: plasma membrane. The transcript is spliced from 3 exons. Bases 1 to 1941 code for a protein of 646 amino acids.
AUGGUCAAGGCCGCGCGUUGCAAGCUCCUCCUCCUCCUCCACAUUCACGCCAGCUGCACCUGCUUCCUCCUCUGCUACCACCAAGCUGUAGCAGGAGCCGCUGCCUCACCCUUAACCUUCAACUUCGACUUCUCCAACGGCUCCACCUACCGCUCAAGCGACCUCCUGUUCGAGGGCAGCACGAGCCUCAACGGCGGGCUGGUCGACCUCACCUGUAACAACUCACCGGGCCAGUCCAUGAGGAACUGCACGGGCCGGAUGUCGUACAACCACCCGGUGCCGUUCUACGACACCGCCGCCCGCGAGGUGGCCAGCUUCUCCACGCGGUUCAGCUUCGAGAUCAAGGCCCUCAGCAACCGCACCGGCGACGGCAUGGCUUUUUUCCUCUCCAGCUACCCGUCCAAGCUGCCGCCGAGCUCCGCCGGGGGCAACCUCGGCCUCCAUGCCGGCGACGGGAUAAACGCCAAGGGCGCAGACCGGAUCGUCGCCGUCGAGUUCGACACCUUCAGAAACCGAUUGUUUGACCCCUCACCCAAUCACAUUGGCAUCGACAUCAACACUGUCAAGGCGUCCGUUAACACCACAACCUUGCCCAACUUCAGCCUCAACGGCUCCAUGACGGCGGCCAUCACUUUCAACGGCACCACUCGCAUGCUGCUGGCCUCUCUACACUUUGAUGGCAAUCCUUCUCUUGACCCUGUGCAAGUCAGUACGCAGCUACCCGAUCCCGUCACGGACUUGCUCCCAUCGGAAGUGGCGGUUGGGUUUUCUGCGGCCACCGGCGACCGGGUCGAGCUCCAUCGGAUUAUCUCCUGGUCCUUCAACUCAACACUUGCUCACAAAGAAAAAAAGAUGUUGGUUAUUGUUGGAACCGUUGGUUCUAUCGGUGUCCUGGUAAUUGUAUCGCUCCUGGUUUGGUUCAUUCUAGCAUGGUUUAAGUGGAGGCGCACACGUGAUUCCUUUGCGAGGGGAAUUUUUGGCCUUAGGAGAUUUGAGUACGGCGAUUUGGUCAGCGCAACAGGAAGAUUCUCUAAGGACAACACACUUGGAACGGGUAACUUCGGCAUAGUAUAUAAGGGGAGCUACACUGAUGAAAACGGCAAUCAAGAGGUGGCUGUGAAGGAAAUAAAGAAGACUACAGAAGUACUCCGGGAUUUCAUGGCUGAACUCAAGACAAUUAGUGCAACGAGACACGUGAAUCUAGUCGAGCUGAAAGGCUGGUGCUGCAGCAGAAACGGAUGGAACUUGGUCGAUUUUAUGUGUUGGUACAGGCAACAAAGGGUUAAACUCUUUCUUGUCUAUGAAUUGGUGCCUAACGGCACCCUCGAGGACCACCUACACAGCCAAGAGCGAAUUCUACCAUGGGAAAAAAGGUAUAAAAUAGUUAAGGACAUAGGAUCUGCACUUCGUUAUCUGCACCACGAAUGCAAUAAAACCAUCUUACAUAGAGAUAUUAAGCCAGGCAAUGUACUACUUGAUUAUGAUUUCAACGCCAAGCUAGCUGACUUCGGGCUAUCGAGGAUUAUCGCUAGCAAAACCAAUACAACACUGGUUACAACAGCUGUAGGGACAGUUAGAUACAUGGACCCAGAGCGCAUGAAACAUGGGAGACUCAAAUUCAACCGUAAAUACGACGUCUACAGCUUUGGAAUCGUCCUACUAGAGAUUGCAUGCACAGACAAGUCUAGAGAACAAGUCCGGGAGUUAUACAGGCGAAGAGCUGCAGAACCCGAGGUGAUGGAAGAUGCCGCUGACGGUAGAUUAUGUGGUGUCUUUGACAGGACAGAGAUGGAGCGAGUAAUUUCCUUGGGCCUCAUGUGCUCUCAUCAAAAUGGGAAAGACCGUCCUUACAUGGUGGAUGCGAUGAAGUUCUUGGAGGAUGGUAUAGAGUUGCCCGCUAUAACCGAAAUAGAGGGCACAGGUGCAUCUGAGCCAUUAUGA